AUGCGGCGGCAAAUUCUUGGUGCUGCUUGUUUAGUUAAGGCGGCUGCAGCACCGGUCCUCACGGAGUCGGCCCGUGGCAUUUACACUACAUGGGCCUCGAUUCCACUGGAGCCGUGGGCAACGAAAGAGCCAUGGCUGAAACGUCUCACCAAUCAGUCGCGCUAUCGUAGUUUUGAGUUUUGGCACGUGCCAGAGGCGAAGGCACCAACAGGUAUUAAAUUCUCCUCAGUGGAACUGUACCUCCUGAGUGGCAUCGAAGAUGAUACCAACCGCCUCUUGAACUUAAGUUGGACGUACGACUUUGACUCUUUCUGGAGGGACCGUGUGGACGCGCAUGAGAUGCUGUACAAUUCUAUCUACAAGAAACCUUCUUUCAUUUCCGGGUUUUUGUUUGGAAAUUAUUCAGACAAUGAAGCUGGACGGAAACACAUUGAGAAAAAGUUGAACUACCUCAAAUCUGUGCUCCUUUGGGCUUUUGCUACGGAGCAUUGCCACUCAGCCAUUGUGAAGGCAAGAUUCGUCAUGCAACGUGAUGUAUGGAAUGCUUUGGAGCGUGAGCGGUAUCUUGCGGGUUGCUUGGAAGUGGUAGAGACCUUUAAGAAAGAAAUACCUCAAGAGUUUGCAAAGAAGGCAAUUGAAGAGCUCCAAAACGACCUUACGGCUAUGCGGCACUGGGUAUGGGACUGCCCGAAUGUAAAGCGAGCGUUCCCACAGUUGUCGUAA
Molecule: messenger RNA, 723 nt
Organism: Trypanosoma brucei brucei TREU927
Lineage: Eukaryota; Euglenozoa; Kinetoplastea; Trypanosomatida; Trypanosomatidae
Exons: 1
Coding region: 1-723 (240 amino acids)
Source: RefSeq, a predicted model, not a curated record